Messenger RNA from Gilbertella persicaria, 3345 nucleotides. Its product is annotated as ubiquitin carboxyl-terminal hydrolase-domain-containing protein. Gene Ontology annotation, cellular component: PAN complex; P-body. NCBI's taxonomy places the organism in Eukaryota, Fungi, Mucoromycota, Mucoromycetes, Mucorales, Choanephoraceae. Gene Ontology annotation, molecular function: protein binding; poly(A)-specific ribonuclease activity; nucleic acid binding. The coding region runs from base 97 to 3315 and encodes 1072 amino acids. The transcript has 7 exons. The record is from RefSeq and is a predicted model, not a curated record. Gene Ontology annotation, biological process: mRNA processing; nuclear-transcribed mRNA poly(A) tail shortening.
GGUUUAGUCAAAUGGAGUGUUAGGUAGACUCAUGACUAUAGAGAAACAAGACUAAAGUAAACAAAUAGUACUGAAGACACGAAAGACCUUCAUUGUAUGACUUCAACUACUCUCACAAACGGCGAAUUAUUAGUAGCAGGUCAACAAGACGAUAUGCUUGUCGUCAGCUUAGCCCGUGGAGCAGUUACUCGCAAAAUCUCUGGUGCGUCUAAUAUUGUUGUUCUAAAAAGUCUGCCUCGCUCUAUCUGUGCAGGUUCAUUGCUGGGUGAAGUAACACUAAGAGAUCCAAGAACAAUGAAAGUAGAGCAAAGAGUACAAGCGCAUACUGCCACCUUAUCUGAUCUAGAUGUGUCUGGCAACUUGUUAUUGACUUGUGGGUUCUCACAAAGACAGGGAUCAUUGAUCAUGGAUCCUCUUGUCAAAGUAUACGAUAUCAGAAUGGCAGUUCGAACAUUGGCACCUAUUCCAUUUCCAAGUGGGCCCAUGUUUCUCAAAAUGCAUCCAACACUCAGUACAACCUGCCUUGUAGCAUCUCAAACAGGCCAAUUUCAAAUGUGUGAUGUCUCUAGCCUGAUUAUGGGCUCAUAUGCUGCACCUGCACAAUUUCAUCAACUGCAGACAUCUAGUUACAUUACAGCCAUGGAUAUCUCCAGUUCAGCACAAACACUUGUAUUCGCAGAUGGUGCAAGUUUUGUUUAUCAGUAUGCAGAUAGAGAGGACUUCGAUGUCAACCCAUAUUCAUUACCAUUGACUACACCUGAUAUUGUACAAACUCCAACCACAACUAUGAAAGAGGACAGUCCUCUUUCUUCUGUUGGCAUGCCUUAUUACACAGAUCCAUUACUAUCGUUAUGGCCCAACAACAAGAUUUAUGAAGUAGGAGCACAACCUACACCCAUUGACGAAGAAAUCAUUAGGAACAUGAAAACCAUUGAUUUUGUUGGUUAUGCACCAAACCCAGGCAACAUUCAUCGCAACCAAAGGCCUCGAAAGAAGAAGGUUGUCACUAAAAAGAAUGGCCCCAAAUUUCGCUCAGAACAAGAAAGAGAAUUAUUGCAGGCUCGCAAAGUAUUGGUGGGCGAUGAUGACCCACGACAUUUAGGCAGACGGUCUUCUUCUGUAGGCGAUAUUUACUCAACAGACCCUGCUGUAAUCAACAUGCCUCGUUACUACCAACGUGUAGAGAUUCAAUACAGCCGAUUUGGUGUAGAUGAUUUUGAUUUUGGAUACUAUAAUUCAACAAAAUACGGUGGCCUAGAAACUCAUAUUCGCAAUUCAUACUGUAAUUCGUUUUUGCAAGUCUUGUUUUUCAUCACGCCUUUGCGCAACAUUGCAAAAGCACACAUUAAAAUCGCAUGUUCCAAAGAUAAUUGCCUGUUGUGUGAAUUAGGCUUUCUUUUCCGUAUGCUUGAAGAUUCAAAAGGUCAAAAUUGUCAGGCUACGAACUUUUUAAGAGCAUUUAGCACGAUUCCUCAAGCAUCGGCAUUGGGAUUAUUUGAACCAGAGACACCUACGCGUAACUUGUCAUUCUCGACAUUAAUGCAGAACUUUACUCGUUUUAUUAUGGAACAAAUUCACCAAGAGGCCAACAUGGCGUCUAAUUCUAACCCACUUAUAUCCAAAACAUUUGUAAACGAAAUCAAAACCAAAAGUGAAGAAGAACCCAUUACAUUAGAAACACCAUCUACAAUGCAGCAAUUGUUUGGACUACAGACACUGAGUCAAAGCAAAUGCGGUAGUUGUCAAAAAGAAGUCUCUCGCAUCACAUAUCCUUUUGUUGUUGAUAUGCUCUAUCCAAAGAAAAAUGACAGGAAAUCAAGAAAACGAUCAUUUACCAGUAUCCUUAAAGCAAGCAUGUAUAGAGAAAACCAAACAAAGGCAUGGUGCGCUAACUGUCAUCAGUAUCAACCCACGAUCACGAAAAAGAUUAUUUGUGGUCUACCUGGUGUGAUGCUGAUCAAUUCGGGUGCUUCUAAUAGUGAAGAAGCUUUGAUUUGGAGACAAAAUGGUCCCAAUAGUAAGAACACACAACAACCUACUGUACAACAAGAAGCAGUUGUUGAUAGUGAUCAAGGAUCUACAAAUGAAGAUGCGCAAACUGUAAACUCGCCUUCAUCUUGGCUACCAGAAAGAUUUGGAAUUUAUAUCAACGGCACAGAACUUGUGAUUAAAGCAUUACCUAUGGGCAAAGAAAUACCACCUGAAUUCAAAGGCUCACCAGAGACAUGUGCUAUUUAUGAACUCUCUUCGACUAUCUUACAAGUUCAAGCAGAAGAAGAAACAACACAUCUUGUUUCUCAAAUCAAAGUGCCUGAUCCAGACGCAGAGCCCGAAUCAAAAUCUGCCUGGUAUUUGUUUAAUGACUUUUUAGUUCGAAAAAUUCGGCCAGAAGAAGUGUUUUCUUUCAAGGGCGCUUGGAAGACACCUGCAGUGCUUCAAUACAGUCGUGUGGAUUUAGACAACUUGCUUGAUCUGGAUGUAUUGCCCUCAGAAGUAGAUUAUUCACUCUUGUUUGAGAAUCUAUCUAUUGCUGAAGAACCCAAUCCUAAUCCACGUCAUGAAGUGUUAACAAAAGAAGAAAUGCCUAAACCAGGAACACUGGUGGCGAUUGAUGCCGAGUUUGUGGCACUGCAACAAGAAGAGACAGAAAUUCGUAGUGAUGGUACAAAAUCAUUGAUUCGACCAAGUACGUUAACUCUGGCUCGUGUGAGUGUGCUACGAGGUGAUACAGGUCCAAAAGAAGGUGUUCCAUUUAUCGAUGACUAUAUUACGACGAGCGAACCUAUUGUGGAUUAUCUGACAGAGUUCAGUGGUAUUAUGCCUGGUGAUUUAGAUCAAAGCCAAUCAAAACAUACACUGGUACCUUUAAAGGUAGCCUAUAAGAAACUACGUAUGCUAGUGGAUCUAGGCUGUAUAUUCAUAGGACAUGGUCUAAACAAAGAUUUUAGAAUCAUCAAUUUACUUGUGCCUCCAGAACAAAUUAUUGACACUGUAGACAUUUACCAUAUUCGAAAUAGACAGCGUAAAAUCUCAUUGAGAUUUUUAGCAUGGCAUCUAUUACAUCAAGAUAUUCAAUCAGAAACUCAUGAUAGUAUUGAGGAUGCUAGAACAGCACUGGUGUUGUAUAAAAAGUACUUGGACUAUAGAAAAGAUGGUACUUUUGGACAGGUGCUAGAAGAUAUUUAUGAAGCAGGCCAUAAAGCAAACUGGCUCAAAGGCACAAAAGAACCUCUUUCUAGAGUUUCAAGUACACCUCAAAUAGAUGGUUUAGUUACCUCAAGUCCAUUGUUGUUUACUACUCAUUGGCCAUCAUAAUAAAAUCAAAUUCAUGCAUUAAAUUCAGAC